AUGCAUGAUGGUACUCAACUUACUCUGGCAUUCAUACGACAAAAGUACUGGAUCAUUGGCGGUAGACAACCAGUACGCUCAAUUAUACUCAAAUGUAUAAAAUGCGCACGAUAUCGUGCUGAUAGAGCUCAACAACUCAUGGGUCAGCUACCAGUAUCACAAGUCACUCUAUCACCUGCAUUUACUCACACUGGAGUUGACUAUGCCGGUCCAAUAACACUCAAAAAUUGGAGACGCAGAGGAGCAAAAACAUACAAAGGCUGGAUUGGUGUUUUUGUCUGCCUUUCUACGUCAGCAGUACAUCUAGAGGUAGUCAGCGACUACAGCUCUAGUGGGUUCAUCGCAGCACUCCGCAGAUUUAUCAGCCGACGAGGCAUCUGCACAGCACUCUACAGCGAUUGUGGAACGACGUUCAAAGGCGCUGAAACUGAUCUCAACCGUCUGUUCACUCAAGGAACUCAAGAGUCAAGAGAAAUACUGGAUCACAUCACUGUGAACAGUAUUGCCUGGCAUUUCAAUCCACCAGCAGCUCCACACAUGGGUGAAAAGUGGGAAGCUGCUGUCAAAUCACUCAAACAUCAUCUUACUCGAUCAGUGGGAGAGUCUUCAUUUACGUUUGAAGAAUUUACGACUCUUCUUACGCAAAUUGAAGCUAUAUUGAAUUCAAGACCAUUGGAGCCACUCACGGAAGAUCCAGAUGACAUGGAUGCACUCACUCCUGGUCACUUCUUAAUUGGACGAGAACUCAAUAUGAUUCCUGAACCAGCACUCAUCGAUACAAAUAGUUCUCGAUUGUCUAGAUGGCAAUUUCUACAACAACGUAUUCAACAGUUCUGGAAUCAUUGGUCUAUAAGUUAUCUUCAAAGACAACUGGCAAUCACCAAGUGGCAACGUCCAACUCAUCAAAUUCAAGUUGGGUCACUUGUAUUACUAACCGACGAAAGGUUUCCACCAACCAGGUGGCCUCUCGCUCGUAUCAUCGCACUCCACCCUGGCAAAGAUGGAUUGACCAGGGUAGCUACGCUCAAAACAGUGAACUCAACACUUACUCGUCCAGUCACGAAGCUUGCACCCCUCCCAAUUGAACCAGAACCUCAAGAAGAUGACGAAUAA
Molecule: messenger RNA, 1113 nt
Organism: Microplitis mediator
Lineage: Eukaryota; Metazoa; Arthropoda; Insecta; Hymenoptera; Braconidae
Exons: 1
Coding region: 1-1113 (370 amino acids)
Biological process (GO): DNA integration
Molecular function (GO): nucleic acid binding
Source: RefSeq, a predicted model, not a curated record